CCAGCAGCCGCAGGGGAACUGACAGAAGUCAUUGAUCUUUCUAGGUUUAGAAAAUUAAAAUACUUAUGGCUUCACCAUAACAAGCUCCAUGGGAUAGCAUUUUUAACCAGAAACUAUUGUCUGACUGAACUAUAUCUAAACAACAAUGCAAUAUUUGAGAUAGAAGGGCUGCAUUGCUUGCCUUCCUUGCAUAUUCUCCUGCUACACCACAAUGAGUUAACAAACAUUGAUGCAACAGUGAAGGAAUUAAAGGGAAUGCUGAAUCUGAAAACCCUAAGUCUACACCAAAAUCCUUUGUGCCAAUAUAACUUGUACCGUUUGUAUAUAAUCUACCACCUUCCAGGAGUAGAGCUACUUGACAGAAAUCAAUUUACAGAAAAAGAAAAAAGAUCAAUGAUUACCAUUUUUAACCACAAAAAGGCUCAUACCAUUCAAUCAAUUGCAUUUGGAGGAAAAGUAGAUGCCUCUUGGAAUCCUAAAUUGCCAUUAAAGCAGAAACCAUCCCAGAGACUGUCUUCAGACUUUGGAUUUGCAGAUAAUGUAGACAAAACUGUAUUUGAUGACCCAGAAGAUGCUGUUUUCGUAAGGUCCUUGAAGAGAUCAGUGAUGACUCUGACCUCCAUGUACUGGGACACAGUUCCCACUCAAGAGGAGAAGUACCUUCAGGAGGAAGGCACGGAAACGGCUCAGAUGCUCACAGUUACACUGAGAUAACCCCUGGCAUUCCUGGCGUUCGGUUGUAUAUUAAACUUCCCUGUGACUUAGCAUAUUAUGCACUUAUUUUGCUAUGGUUUGAGUCUUUUAAACAUUCAUAGAAACAUUAAUAAUAAAAAUAUUACUGUAGUGUAGGCUUUAUAAGGUUUCCAUUGAAAUUGAACAUGUAUAUAGAAAUGUAUGCAGAUCGUACGCAUUCAACUUUACACAUUUUCAAAACCUAGACAGGGUCAUCUGUUCAUGACCAAGAAACAGAACAUUAGCAGCGCUCAUUCCUGUUACUGGGCACUGCCCUUCCAAAACAAUCACUGUCAUGAUUCUAGACAAUAAAGCAAUCAUGUCUAAUGGUAAAAGGCAUCAUAGAAUAGGUGAAUAUUUUAUGUCUGGCUUGUUUCACUCAAUAUUGUAAGAUUUAUCCAUGUUCUUGCUCAUAGCAAUAAUUCUGUCAUUCUCAGUGCUGUAUAGUAUUCUCCAAUUUAUAUUUACUCAGAGUAGUUAUUGUUUUUGCUUGCCUCUGGAGACAGUUGUCAGUUCUGGGUGUGGACUAGUGAUUUAUACUUGGCCUACCCAGACAUGGAUGCCAGGGGAAAAAGGAAACUAGAUAAGAUUUUGGCAAUUACCUGGUUCCAAGGGAAAAACAGACAUUUAAGGUAACUGAAACUCCUUGCUGGUCCGAACUACAGGGCUGGGUUCAAUGCUUACACAAGGCAAGAGUGACUUUGCACAAAGCCCAGACACACUGUAAAAGUGGGACUGACUUCCAAAUAGGCAAGAGAGGAAAGCUUAGAAAGCAUAAAGCAUAGUUAAUCAACACCAAGAAUCAGUAUCCUCCUUUCACCUGUGGCACUUAGGACCCCAUACACAGCCAGUCUAAAACCUCAGGUAUGGCCCCUGGCAGGAAGCUGUGUUAGGGUAAUGAAAAAGCAAUGAUCUGUGCAUUUACGUGAGGUGCCUGAGAUCAAGCCAGUGACUGAGUGGAGUGUAAGAUUAGGUGAUAGAAGAAGUCAAAACAUUCCUUCCUCUGCAUCCUGGAUCCCUAACUUUGCCAUUUAGUAACCACACUCAAGCAAUCCUAUUGAGAGAGCUGUUUAUUCUGGGGGCUUCGUGUCAACUGCUGGUUAAACUUCAGACAGGUGAGUGCAGCCGUCUGAAAGCUCCCCUGUGCUCUCCAGCCAAAGAAACCCCGUACCAGCACCACUAGGUUAAGCUGCUCCUCAAUUUCUGGGUUGCAGAAACUGAAUAAGGCUUAUUGAUUUUCAUUAAUAACUUUGAAGGAGAUUUGUUUUACUUCCACAAUCACUGAAAAGAAUGACAAAUUUGCUGAUUUGAAAAACUGUCUAAAAAAUUUUACUUCUGUAUUUUACAGAACUAAUGGAAACAUGCCCCACUUGCAUGAAGAAAAAGAUUUGUGUUAAAGUGCGUUCUUCAGUACUGGAUGUUUUUAUUCAAUAAUGAAUGAGUGACUAUGACUGGAAAACAUUAUAUUAAAUAUAAUUUCAGGGGAAAUAAACUAGAAGAUAUGACCCAUAAGUUACCUACAACUCUUCAAUAUUUUGAGAUAAACCAUUUAUUGAGAGGGUGUUUAAAAUUAUGUUCUUUGCUUUAAAUGACAGAGAUGCACUCAUAUUGGCUCAAGUGAAAGCAUAUUUAUUUCAGGACCCAAUGGAAGGUCUCAUGCCUAGAAAACAAAAUCC
Heterocephalus glaber (naked mole-rat) is the source of this 2408-nucleotide messenger RNA. NCBI's taxonomy places the organism in Eukaryota, Metazoa, Chordata, Mammalia, Rodentia, Bathyergidae. The record is from RefSeq and is a predicted model, not a curated record.